Messenger RNA from Tinamus guttatus (white-throated tinamou), 1080 nucleotides. Lineage: Eukaryota; Metazoa; Chordata; Aves; Tinamiformes; Tinamidae. The record is from RefSeq and is a predicted model, not a curated record.
UGGGGAUCACUUUCCUUGAAAGCCUAAAACUAAGAGAGCAAAAAGGUUUCUUGAGAAGAGAGAACCCAAACUCACAGAAAAUACAAAAAAUGCUAUGCUUAUAAAAGGAGGAAAUGCAAAUUCAACAGUGACUGAUGUGCUUAAAGACAUUUAUGCUGUGAAGAAACCUUUUGCCAUGCUGUUUAAGAAGAAAAAUAUUACCAGACCUUUUGAGGAUCAAACAUCUUUGGAAUUUUUUUCAAAGAAAUCAGAUUGUUCCUUGUUUCUGUUUGGAUCUCAUAACAAGAAGCGACCUAAUAACUUGAUAAUAGGUCGCAUGUUUGAUUACCAUGUCUUGGAUAUGAUUGAACUGGGCAUUGAGAAGUUUGUAUCCCUAAAGGACAUCAAGAACAGUAAAUGUCCUGAAGGAACAAAACCUAUGUUGAUAUUUGCUGGUGACCUAUUUGAUGUAAAUGAAGAAUACAGAAGAUUGAGAAGCCUUCUUAUUGAUUUCUUCAGAGGUCCUACAGUGUCCAAUAUUCGUCUGGCUGGUUUAGAACAUGUUCUGCAUUUCACAGCUGUAGAUGGGAAAAUUUACAUGCGGAGCUAUAAAGUGCUUCUGAAGAAAUCUGGCUGUAAAAUACCAAGGAUUGAACUGGAAGAGAUGGGACCUUCAUUAGAUUUGGUAAUGAGGAGAACACACUUAGCUUCAGAUGACCUUUAUAAGCUGUCUUUAAAACAACCCAAAGCCCUGAAGCCUAAGAAGAAGAAGAAUAUCUCCCGGGAUGCCUUUGGUACAACUUAUGGUCGAAUCCACAUGCAGAAGCAAGAUCUUAGUAAACUACAAACAAGGAAAAUGAAAGGGUUAAAAAAAAGGGCAGCAGAGAAGUCAGUUGAAGAAGAUAGUGCAAUUAGUCCCAAGAAAACAAAAUCAGCCUGAUUCUCUGGAACACCUUUGAAAGCUCUUCCUACUGUCAAGUUUAGUAUAUUUGCUGUAAUAUACAUGCAUCAGACAUGGAGAUUCAGCUGCAAUUAGUUUUAGUUUUAUAAAAAUAUAUUUUAAAUAACUGUGCAUUGAAAGUGAAUAUAGGGAUAUUAAGC